AUGAGAUGUAACCCGUUCGAACUCAAAACUCUCAACUUUACCCCCAAACCUGAACCAAGUUUGUUGAUGAUGACAAUUGAUGACCAGAAACAGAAGAUUAAGGAGCCGGAUAAUCACACAAAUGUGCCGCCACGGAAAGAGGACGAUGAUGAAUUGACUUCAAUUUGUGAAAAAUACGAAAUCACUCCCAUACUUUAUGUUUCCCUGUUCAACGAGAACCCCAACGACCGGUUUUUCAUUCUAAAGCUGGAAAAAGACAUAGUGGACUUCAUAAACACCCCUGCUGUGGAGUCCUGGAAACUAAACCCACUUAACAGUUAUUAUCGUUUAUUAACUCAUCAAAUAGCUGGGUACUAUAAUUUGGGCCAUAUAUUAUCCAAAGACGGGUCUUCCAUGGUGAUUUUCAAAAAAAAUACUUCCAAAGUUAAUACCGAAGAGAAUUCCAAGAAUAAGCAAAAGGCCAUUUCGCCAGAAGAAAGGCUAUCUAAAACAAGACUCAGUAAUAUCCCCAAUGAGCUGCCUAAUAGUCAGAUAUUUUCGAAAUACAAAUCGAAAACUUUCCAAAAUUUGAUAGGCAAAAAGGACAAUGAUGAUGAAUCAUCCUCCGGCUCGGCUAAUGAACUGAAAAACUACAAGAAAUAUGAUAAGAGAAAGAAAUUUUAUCGAAAAAGUUCGGUACCUCCAUUUGCAACGUAUCAGCCUCCUUUCUUUAUGGGCCCGAUACCACCUGCCCCGGGCCCUCAAACGCUGGCCAAUGGACAAUUUUUCAAUCCGUACAUGUCGCAAUACGUGAUACCUCCAAUCCCACAGUACCCUUACAACCCCCCUCCACAAUAUGCAGAAAGUCCUAAUCCAGAUUAUCAAACACAGUCACAUCUCAAAGCAGACCAAACCGGUAAAAUCCCCCAAUAUCAGUAUCACUAUCAAUACCAAUACCAGUAUCACCCGCACACUUACCAACCACAGAAGGAAAGCAAAACAAGAAUUGAAGAAGAAAAGAGUGAAUCUCCAUGA
Molecule: messenger RNA, 1014 nt
Organism: Komagataella phaffii GS115
Lineage: Eukaryota; Fungi; Ascomycota; Pichiomycetes; Pichiales; Pichiaceae
Exons: 2
Coding region: 1-1014 (337 amino acids)
Biological process (GO): galactose metabolic process
Molecular function (GO): nucleic acid binding
Source: RefSeq, a predicted model, not a curated record